GUACGCUUGGCCCUUCAUCUUCUCUGAAAUUUCUUUGGCUGAGAAUUCGAUUUCUCAGCUCGGAGAGAAGAGCAAUGGACCAGAUCUUGAACAAGGUUGGCUCCUACUGGAUCAACAAGAAGGCCAACAAGGAGAUCUCCUCCGUCGGCGAUGACAUCAACUCAAUCUCUACAAGCAUUGAAGGAGGGACAAAAUGGUUGGUCAAUAAAAUAAAAGGUAAAAUGCAGAAGCCAUUGCCCGAUCUGCUUCGGGAGUAUGAUUUGCCCAUUGGUCUCUUUCCACGAGACGCCACAAACUAUGAGUUCAAUGAAGAAACAAGGAAGCUCACUGUGUUCAUUCCCACCGUAUGUGAAGUUGGUUACAGGGACUCAUCUGUGCUGCGCUUCUUCACCAGUGUGAGUGGUUAUCUUGAGAAGGGAAAGUUCGCCGAUAUUGAAGGUUUGAAGACUAAAGUGCUGAUUUGGACCAAAGUGAGUUGUGUUACUACAGAAGGAUCAAAGGUUUACUUCACAACCGGAGUGAGGAAAACCAGGAGUAGAGAUGCUUAUGAGGUUCAAAGAGAUGGUAUCAGUGUGGAUAAGUUUUAGUGUGCCGUUGUACCUUUGUUCAGACUUGUUGAUCCUGAAGUUUAUGGAAACGAUGAUGGCUUGAAACUCAAAUAUGAAUGGCUCUUUCUAAACUUU
Messenger RNA from Dioscorea cayenensis subsp. rotundata (Guinea yam), 683 nucleotides. RefSeq lists its product as uncharacterized. The coding region runs from base 75 to 587 and encodes 170 amino acids. The transcript has 3 exons. Lineage: Eukaryota; Viridiplantae; Streptophyta; Magnoliopsida; Dioscoreales; Dioscoreaceae. The record is from RefSeq and is a predicted model, not a curated record.